GCGCCCCAUGGCGCCUUCUGAGAUCCCAAAGUGCUUGAUUGGGUAGACUGAUGACUAAUCCUUUUACAUUGGGUUUCCUUUUAUAAAACUUGGUCACUACAGUGCUUGUUUCUUUACCUUUCGCAUUAUCAAAGAACUUACAACCUCAAGCUCAACCUCGAAUCAACUUUUUCAUCAAACCAACUUUAGUCGAUCACAUCAUGUCAACAUCAACAUCAGAAAACGAACCAAACUCAGAAGAAUUUCCAACAAUCUUAGACCCAAAAACAUGUUUACAAAAAGGGCGAUGUGAAGUAGGAAACUCUCGAAGACUAAAACCAUACAAAAUCUAUUACGAACUUCAUGGAAACUCAUCAAUCCAAGCUAAAAAGAAAAUGAUUUUUAUAAUGGGUUUAAACAAUACGUUUUUUUCUUGGUCUAAACAAGUUGAACAUUUUGGAAAAUUAGAUGAUCAUGUGGUUUUAGUUUUUGAUAAUCGAGGUGUUGGAAAUAGCGAUGUUGGACCUGAAAGAUUUUUUAAAACUUCUGGAAUGGCUAAAGAUGUGAUUGAUUUAUUAGAUUUUAUUGGAUGGAAUCAGUCUAGAUCGAUUAAUGUAAUAGGAGUUUCAAUGGGAGGUAUGAUUGCACAAGAAUUAUGUUUACAAAUUCCACAAAGAAUCGUUUCAGUGGUCUUUACGAGUACUCAGGCAGGUGAAUCAAACAGAUUACCACCUUUAAGUACAACCUUUGGAAUCCUACGAAUGUUACUCAGUGGAGGUACACCAGAAGAAAGAAUUGCCAGGCUAGUGACCAAACUUUUCCCAGCGGUUUGGCUCGAUUCAACUGCUUCAGAUGGAAGUGGAAAAACAAAUCGUCAAGUCAAACAAGAAGAAUUAGUUUCCAAUUAUUACAAACGACGUGAACAACCAACGGCCGGGAUCAUUGGUCAAUUAUCUGCAGCUGCCACUCAUCUAUGUACACCUGAAGUGCUUGGUCGACUUGCCAAAAGUGUGGCACCGGCUAAGUUGGUUGUCUUAUCUGGUGCAUUAGAUCAGGUUAUAGAUGUUAGUAAAAGUAUCACACUUCAUGAAAACCUUCCGGGUUCUGAAUUGGUUGUGUUGAGGAUGCAGGUCAUGCUCUUGUCACAAGACGUGUGAUGCGUGAAGGAUUUGAAGCUGUUUAUCAUCUUCAUAAUCUCAUCUGCAUAUUAUGUGUACCUUUUUUUCGUUGAAUAUAUCACAUGGUAAACCAUGGUUCAUAUGUAUCGCAUAGGUGUUGAAACUUUUUAAAUGUAUUCUGAUCUAGCCUUUAUCUUACUCUGAUGGAAAGCAAAUCUAUAUAUCUUUUUCAACUUGAUUUCAUUGAAUGUUUUGAGAUGAGCUUCUCUUAUGAAAUAAACAAGUAUUUCCCUUUC
Molecule: messenger RNA, 1393 nt
Organism: Melampsora larici-populina 98AG31
Lineage: Eukaryota; Fungi; Basidiomycota; Pucciniomycetes; Pucciniales; Melampsoraceae
Product: soluble epoxide hydrolase
Exons: 6
Coding region: 201-1136 (311 amino acids)
Source: RefSeq, a predicted model, not a curated record